Merops nubicus (carmine bee-eater) is the source of this 827-nucleotide messenger RNA. Its product is annotated as coxsackievirus and adenovirus receptor homolog. Lineage: Eukaryota; Metazoa; Chordata; Aves; Coraciiformes; Meropidae. Gene Ontology annotation, cellular component: intercalated disc; bicellular tight junction; basolateral plasma membrane. The annotation marks the transcript as partial. The record is from RefSeq and is a predicted model, not a curated record. Gene Ontology annotation, molecular function: cell adhesion molecule binding. Gene Ontology annotation, biological process: homotypic cell-cell adhesion. The transcript is spliced from 4 exons.
GUCUAACAAGAAGCCUAAGUAUAACUUCAGGUGAAACGUUGUUUGAAACAGAACAAGGAGAGAAAGUUACAUUGCCGUGUACUUUUGAACUCUCUGAAAAAGAUGAAGGCCCACUGGAUAUUGAGUGGGUAUUGAUACCAGCAGAUAAUCAGAAGAAGGAACAAAUACUAAUUAUGUAUGCUGUAGACAGGAUUUAUAAUAAUUACUAUGCUGCUAUGACUGGACGGAUGCAGUUUACUAAUCCUGAUCCCAAAUCUGGUGAUGCUUCGUUGGAUAUCCUGAAUUUAAAGUCAGAAGAUACUGGCACGUACCAGUGCAAAGUGAAGAAGGCUCCUGGAGUUCAAAGCAAAAAAAUACAGUUGAUUGUACUUGUAAGACCAGCAAGAACUAAAUGUUCCAUUGAAGGAUCACAAGAGAUUGGAAAAGAUGUUACCUUGAAAUGCGCAUCACAAGAAGGAUCCCCACUUUUGUCUUAUGACUGGAGGAGAGUAUCUGGCACACAGGAACUUCCUGCAACUUCUAUGCUGAGUACUCCUGUGUUGAUACUGAGGAUUGCCCUGACCCAGGUGCAGGACCUUGCGCUUGGCCUUACAGAACCUCAUGAGGUUCACGUGGGCCCACUUGAGAAGCUUGUCCAGAUCCCUCUGGAUGCAAUCCUGGCCCUUGUGUGCGUCGACUGCAUCGCUCAGCUUGGUGUCCUCUGCAAAUUUGCUGAGGGUGCACUUGAUCCCAUUGCAUCAUUGAUCUCGAAGAUACUAAACAGCACUGGACUUUUGAGAGACACCACUUUUUACCAGUCUCCAUGCUUGUGGCAACUGAUGACAUGA